AUGAGUUCCAAGUCAAAAUCCAUAGGGAUUAUCGGAGCUCCUUUUUCAAAGGGACAGCCACGAGGAGGGGUGGAAGAAGGCCCUACAGUAUUGAGAAAGGCUGGUCUGCUUGAGAAACUUAAAGAACAAGUGAGUAAGAAUUUUUUAAUUUUAGAGUGUGAUGUGAAAGAUUAUGGGGACCUGCCCUUCACGGAUGUCCCUAAUGACAGUCCCUUUCACAUUGUGAAGAAUCCCAGGUCUGUGGGAAAAGCAAGUGAGCAGCUGGCUGGCGUGGUGGCAGAAGUCAAGAAGAACGGAAGAGUCAGCCUGGUGCUGGGCGGAGACCACAGUUUGGCGAUUGGAAGCAUCUCCGGCCAUGCCAGAGUCCACCCUGAUCUCGGUGUCAUUUGGGUGGAUGCUCACACUGAUAUCAACACUCCACUAACAACCACAAGUGGGAACUUGCACGGACAACCAGUGUCUUUCCUUCUGAAGGAACUAAAAGGAAAGAUUCCUGAUGUACCAGGAUUCUCCUGGGUGACUCCCUGCAUAUCUGCCAAGGAUAUUGUAUAUAUUGGCUUGAGAGACGUGGACCCUGGGGAACACUACAUUUUGAAAACUCUGGGUAUUAAAUACUUCUCAAUGACUGAAGUGGAUAAACUGGGAAUUGGCAAAGUGAUGGAAGAAACACUCAGCUAUCUACUAGGAAGAAAGAAAAGGCCCAUUCAUCUGAGUUUUGAUGUUGAUGGACUGGACCCAGCUUUCACACCAGCUACUGGCACACCAGUUGUAGGAGGUCUGUCUUACCGAGAAGGUCUCUACAUCACAGAAGAAAUUUACAAAACAGGAUUACUCUCAGGAUUAGAUAUAAUGGAAGUGAACCCAUCUCUGGGGAAGACACCAGAAGAAGUAACUCGAACAGUGAACACAUCUGUAGCAAUAAUCCUGGCUUGUUUUGGAGUUGCUCGGGAGGGUAAUCAUAAACCCAUAGACUAUCUUAACUCACCUAAGUAAAUGUGAAAACAUCAUAUAAAACUCUCACAGCUAAUGACAUAAUUAGCAAAUCUAAUAAUUUACUUAAGCCUAUAGUUUUCCUUCCAAUUAGUAUAAAUUCUACCAAUCCCUUCUUGGUGUGAAAUUCAAAAUUUGGAAAAAUUCUAAUUUUUGUGAAAAUAAAAGGCUUAUAUUUCCCAUUUUGACAAAAGAUUUAUCCUUAGAAAAAGAUGCAUACAUUAAUUUCCAAUUAAAAAUUUGCUGGCAUCAAAUCUAACACACUUAUAUAAGCCCC
Molecule: messenger RNA, 1267 nt
Organism: Galeopterus variegatus (Sunda flying lemur)
Lineage: Eukaryota; Metazoa; Chordata; Mammalia; Dermoptera; Cynocephalidae
Gene: ARG1
Product: arginase 1
Exons: 9
Coding region: 1-993 (330 amino acids)
Cellular component (GO): cytosol; nucleus; cytoplasm
Molecular function (GO): arginase activity; manganese ion binding
Source: RefSeq, a predicted model, not a curated record